Pygocentrus nattereri (red-bellied piranha) is the source of this 2301-nucleotide messenger RNA. RefSeq names its product coiled-coil domain containing 117 (gene ccdc117). NCBI's taxonomy places the organism in Eukaryota, Metazoa, Chordata, Actinopteri, Characiformes, Serrasalmidae. The transcript has 6 exons. The coding region runs from base 392 to 1264 and encodes 290 amino acids. The record is from RefSeq and is a predicted model, not a curated record.
AAGUCCCAGUGCGCACCGGCGUUGCCGUCUCGGUGGGCGCAGGCGCAGACGGAGUGCGUGCUGUGCGCUGAACGUGACGUUUGUGUUUUUCUUCUGGCUGGUUCACUACUACAGGAGAAGAAAGGUGAACAUUCACAUUUUUACACGAAUUAAACAACGGCUGCGUUAUGCGCUGUCGACGUUUAGGGCUAGAAAUGGCACACAGGCAACUUACGGCCGGAGUUGUUGCAAAGCUAGGCUAGUUAGCGCGGCUGAAGUCGGCGGAGCUCCUGCGUUAGAACUUAAUGUUAUUGUGGAAGUUGACGCUCCAGGGACACCAGCCGAGGGAGCGCAGCGGUGUGAGGGCGUCCGCAGCCGCAGUGUGUCUCCGAAAGAAAACAGUGCAGCAGGGAUGCACAGCGCCAGUGCAGGCAGCGGUGACCUGGGCUACCUGCCUUUGGCCUACGCCGCCCUUCCGCACUUAACUGCCCCAGAGAUGGGCGUGUCAAAGGGGCAGCCGCCCAGCAGCUCGCAUCAUCUGCCAGGGAGCUCCAUGACAAGCACAAGCUGGGAGAGAAGAUGCCUGAGGAAGCACAGGAGAAGGACAGAUGAUGAAGGCUGUACUGCCAAAAAGCGAAAGCUGAUGGAAGUAGCAGGUUCAGGUCCCUUAGAUUACUCAAGCCCGAAACCCUGUCAGAGCUGGUCAGUGGAGGCUACUGCCCAUUCUCCAUCAAUUCAGCUCAGCCCUUCAACCCUCCAGCCAGGUCCUUGCACCCAAGAAGCCAGUCUGGCCUUCUCUCCCGUCUCUGUUCCCUCAACCAGACCGGACACAGAGGGCUCCUGCAUGGAGGUGGAGGCAGCACAGAGGAAGCUGCAGGAGAUCGAGGACAGGAUCACUCUGGAAGAUGACAGUGAUGAAGACCUGGAUGUGGAGCCGGCUCAGCGCAGGCCUGUGCUUGUGCUGUCCGACAGUCUGAGGGAGGGGCUGCAGCGAGGCAUUGGUGAUGUUCUCCCUCAUACAGUAGCACAAUCAGUGAGCCACUCGUGUAUGGAGUUGGUGCUGUGGCGCCCCCCAGAGGACCCGUUCACCCAGCAGUUAAAGGACUGCCUCCAGCGACAGCAGCGCAAACAACACCCUGUGUGCAGACAGACGCCGACACCCAUACCCAGCACCCCCUUGCCCGAGCAAAUGCAGCCUAAAGAGCCAGCUGAACAGGCCUUCAGCCCUCUCUACUGCCCCCCAGUGGCCUCCAGCGGCAGCGGGGAGGAGGAUAUGGAGCUAUAGACUUGAGCCUUUUUUUUUUUUUAAACUGUUUUGCUGACUUUAUACUCUGUUUGUUAAUGUGAUGAACUCUGAUCUGACCUAGUACAACAGAGGAGUGGUGGAUUGUAUCAUCUCUGCCAAAAUGAAUCUUUCAUGCCUUGAGAUUUGUGCUCUUGGCAUUGCACUAUGAAGAUGAGAUGAGAUUUCGUGGCCACAUCUUGUUUUUUUUUUUAUUUGUUUCCCCAGCCAAUAUUUGAGUCAGAAACGAGGUUGUGUAGCAGGGACCAUAUUGCCAUGCACAUCUAUGAACUUUGCUAACAUGCAGAUGCCAAUAUGGUAUCACAUCGUGUCUAAGCGCUCAUUUCCAACAAAACAGUCCACGGCUGCAUAUUCCGCUUGUCAGUAGCACCCUGCAACAAAUCCCACAACACAAAUACUCAAUACUUCUUUGCGACUAGACUUGGGUCUCUUCUUGGUACAGAGUGACUAAUAUUACAGUGAAGUAUUAUCAGAGAGCUUAGCUUGUUCUCCAUCAGGUGUCUUUUUCGGAGGUUGUGUUUUGCAUAGCGAUUGGCACGGUUUUACUCUAUAACACUGUCUGACUGUCUGCUGUACCUCAAAGAAAGUGCUACAUACUUUUAUGUGUAACAUAGGAGGCAGUAACAUGCACAGGCCUGGAUAUCAAUAACAUUAACAGACAUUUUUAGCGCUCCCAGCCUCGCUUGCAAACAUUUAUACUACAAAUGCUCUUCUUUCGUGUGAGGUUCUGUGUUGUACGCUGUAUACACGCCUAGUUGCAUCCUCACUUAAGGCUCUGACCAGGUACAAAGUAAGCAUUUGUACACCAGGCACUGUAUUAAAUGGAUUGGACAAAAUACAGUGCGCUGGAAAUUCACCAAGCCUACAGUUGUGCGUUUGGUUUUUUUUGGUUUUUUUCUUUUGCCCCACUUGUUGAUUCUGCCAGCACCUUAAGAAAAACUGCAAUGGCCUGCGUGUAAAGCUGGACCUGUUUUUCAAUAAAUAAAAAAUAAAUAAAUAAACAAACACUACUUUUGGAA